AUGAACACAAACAACAAAAUGAUAAGGGCCUAUAGACUCGAGCUAUUGACCAUGGGGAUCAACCGCCGUAAGUUCAACCCACUUGGUACACAAGCGCAGCUUGAAAGUGAGGGCGCUAAGCGGAGCCAUGAAUCUUUCAUUAAGAUGCUGACAGAAAGGAAUCACCAGGAAGAACUUGUAAAUUUCAAAGAAGCAGCCCACGAGCUUGCCAAGUUGGCAGAGUAUCUCCUUUUACUAAAAGAAAGUGCUCUAGAGAGACACGUUGAUUUUGAUCAUUACCUAAAAGGUGAGAUGGACUCGGUGAUUGAAGAAUUGUCUCGAGAGUAUAUCGAUGAAUCUGACAAAUACAAGGACUUCUUGGGUAUCCUGGCAUCGGAUUUCUAUGAUUUCAAACUGAAGAAUUUAGGAGAAUUAGCCGAUUUCCAGGAAUCUUGCUACAACGUCCUCUGUUCUCCGUACUAUAACUACAAAAACGAAGAAUUCAUGUAUUUCGAGAGGUUUGUCAAGUACCAGUUGCUUCCUAACAUCAGGUCCGGCCAGACUAAUGCCAAAGAGGUACAAGUCGACUACGAGACCCUUGUGGGAAGACGAGUAAAAGUAUAUAGAGAUCUUCACUAUUAG
Molecule: messenger RNA, 621 nt
Organism: Hyphopichia burtonii NRRL Y-1933
Lineage: Eukaryota; Fungi; Ascomycota; Pichiomycetes; Serinales; Debaryomycetaceae
Exons: 1
Coding region: 1-621 (206 amino acids)
Source: RefSeq, a predicted model, not a curated record